CAGGCACACAGCUGCAUGCCUCAUCAGGGCGUUGCUGUCCAGGUGCACUGCCUCGCCGCCCAGGACCUGGCCUGGGGCAGGACACGCGGGAGGAGUGAGGCCAGCAGCUGCAACCCUGGGACUCGAGCUCCGUCCUCGGAAAAGACACAGAAUAGCUGCCUCCCACCCCGCCCUCAUUUGAGACAGGACCGUCUGGGCGUCCCUUUUCCAGAUUGCAUGGUCCUGCCUCCCUCGUGCUCGUCACCUGCUUCUGCUGGGAACCGUCUGGCUGUCCUGACGAUCGGCGGAAACGCGGGAAUGCCCACCAGGUCCCGGACAGUCAUGAUGGGAAGACGAGAAGGGCCAGCAUUGCUCGGGUUCCUGCUGGUCCUGGCCAUCCUCUGCUGCCCAGGUGACAGCCUGAAGUGCUACAGCUGCAUCAACCCGGUGCCCUCCUGCACCUCCGUCACCAACUGCUCUGCCAACUUUGACUCGUGUCUCCUUGCCAAAGCUGGCUCGCGCGUAUACCACCAGUGCUGGAAGCUUGACGACUGCAGCUUCAACCGUCUGUCCACUCUCCUGGGUGAGAACCAGCUGGAAUACAGCUGCUGCCAGCGCGACCUCUGCAACUCAGACAACAGCAGGCCCACCCUCAUGGGGAUGGCGCUCCUGCUGGUGUUUCCACUUCUGGCCACAGCCUGGAGCCUGUGACCUUGGGUCGAUGCCCAAGGACCCCUCCUCCCUGCACCCCCCUUGCCACCACAUCCACAGCUUUCUAUUUUCCAGAUCCUAAAUAAAAUUAGCAUGAGCAUGUUGGCCGAGACAGGGAGACUGGGAGGCUGGAGACCCUCCCGUCCCAGGCAGCCCCUCUCAGGGCAGAAUCUUGGGCAUAGCAGUUGGGCACACCCAGGCUCACGCUCUUCCCAUGCCCCGAGGCUGGCUUUGUGGGGACAGCUUGGGCAGGUCCGUGGGCAUCGCCCAGCCACGUGGGUGUAGAUCAGUGACCUUCUCUCCUACCUCCUGGACCACGGCCCUGGUGUCGGCCCACGGGCAUGCCAGCAGUCCAGGCUAGCUGUGAUCGGGCUGCAGAGCUGAGGAUGUUGGUAGGAGGGGAAGGGUCUGUCCUUAGGGAGGUGCCAGUGGCUGAAAUGUGACUCCCCCAUCUCCGGCUUUGCCAUCUUCUGCAGGGAAAAUGUAAUAACAUAAAUUAGUGGUUUGUGGA
Messenger RNA from Carlito syrichta (Philippine tarsier), 1201 nucleotides. It is a transcript of the gene CD59, whose product is annotated as CD59 molecule (CD59 blood group). Gene Ontology annotation, biological process: negative regulation of activation of membrane attack complex. The record is from RefSeq and is a predicted model, not a curated record. Bases 16 to 690 code for a protein of 224 amino acids. Gene Ontology annotation, molecular function: complement binding. Gene Ontology annotation, cellular component: plasma membrane. The transcript has 4 exons. Lineage: Eukaryota; Metazoa; Chordata; Mammalia; Primates; Tarsiidae.